UGCAAGUACUUAUUUUGGCAGUUUGAUAUGUAAUACUUUUAGUACAGUGUCAGUAAGAAUAUGACACGUGUCAGUAAGGUAAGUGAUAAUAUAGAAUCCUAAAAAUAAGAAAUAUAUAUUCGCCCCCUCUUUUUUAUUUUUCUAUUUCUUCUCUAGUCUCAGCUUCUGAUACCGGAAGCUCCUUUUCCUCAGUGAUGUAGUGGUCUAUCGCAUGCUUGUUGUCUGUCUUGCGGCCCUAAUCUCCAGCAGAGGGGGCCACACUCAAUACAUCCAUGGGGCCAUUUCAAAGUAACAACAAGGCGCUGUGAGUCCAUUUAUGAUGAGGUAAAUAUCCAAAACGUGGAUGCGGCGUUCGUGUGCUGUUUGUGUGCCUGUAAUCUAGAAACCGUGUGUGUGUGUGUGUGUGUGUGGCAGAAAACAACGGCGCAUAAACACAUUUGGGUGGUUGAUGUUCGAACUUUGAGAUGUGACAGGUGGUAGUUUGUCUACUAGCCGAAUUAAUGAUUGCGAUGUGAAUCCAUUUUUAUUUUUUUUUUACUUUCAUGCUUCCUGUCCUCAAACGUUAUAUCUCACAUAUCACAUUUUCACGUUGUGUAUUGCUCCUUCCUUCUACAGAACAAAUCAUAAUUCCCAAAUGUCCCACGCCACCUGAAGCAUCCACUCCGUGAUUUGACACGUUCGGGUUGCUUUGUGCUCGGAUCUCGAGUGGCUCACUGCUGCAAACUGCUCUGAAAAAAGAAGAGAAAGCCAAGGUCCAAAUUAACAGAUCAGCUCCCAGACAAGUGCACGAUUGUCAAAAGAAAGAAGUGCCUAACAGCCACGCAAACGACAGCGCAGACGUUAGCUUUGAGCUAGCCAAUGCUAGCUAAUUGAUCAGCGGCCAGUGAAUGGCUACGCAGAGACCAACCUUGACUCUCCCACUCAGACUCUUGACAUGGGGAGUAAAAUGUCCUUCAGCAGAGGAAGCAGUGACCAAGAUACAGUCUCUGAGUUAACCUCCGCGCCGUCGCAUCCUCGCAAUUCCAUUCAUGCGCCUUUGGACUGCAAGCAGAUGCCUGAAGACAAGAGAGGCAGCGAGGAAGACGUGGACUCUAAGUGGGGAGAGGAGAUGAAAGCAGCGGAAGUGACUCAACCUGCACCUGAAUCCCACUCAUCGGGGCAGGUGGAGUCUGAAGGCCGACUUAACUCUGAAACAGCAGGCGGAACAAAUUGUCAACACAGCAAGCACACAUCUUCACAGGCAAAGAUGGAAGCAAAGUCUCAGACGCCCGCAAUUGUGUGCAGCUCUACUACAGACAGCCGUGGACAGCCUGUGGAGGUCCACAAGAAACGUGGCCGCCCGCGUAAAAUCAAACCGCUGUUGACUAAAGGCAAAAAAGAUCCAGGUUCGACUGGUUAUGAUGCAGUUCAACAUAAGGAGAUAAGCACAACACUACCUUUGCCAAGAGUCGUUCCCUUAAUCAGUAAUUCACCUGAUAAUGAGAUGUCUGCUCUUCAUACUGUGUCUGAUGGUGAAGUACAAGAUGUCCCCGUGCUGCCAAAACGAAAAAGAGGCAGACCCAGAAAAUCAGAGAUGGCAGCUUUUAAAACUAUGGUUGUUGGGGCUGCUGCUGCUUCUGUUAAUAGUGUUAGUGGUCCUGCACGGCGACUGAGGAGUAGAGGUGAGCAACACGCUUCGACACAGAAAGGAAAGCCGGAAUCAGCAAGCAACGUAGACCCCAAACCAACUGAGGGGAUGCCUACAGAAAGUAGUAAUUCAUCGAUCUUUCAAGGUGUUAAAAGAAGAAGAUCUAAACUGGCUGAUCAGCAAGUUCCAGCUAAAGUGUGCCGGCUGGAUGUUUCCCAGGAGGCCUCGUCACUGCCGACCAACGACACCGGCUGUGGGGAGAGAGCAGAGACUGAUAAGCAGGUGGAACUAAACACUGACAAACAAGAGACUGAUACGGAUGGAAAAAGCGGUCAACUGUACCAGCAAGAAGGGCAAGAGCAGCAGACAGAAUUAAAGGAAGUCACAUCACCGCAAAGAAAACUGAGUUCCCAGCCAGCAGCUGAGCCUGAAGUUAUUUCGUCAGAGGGUUUGAAUAGUCUAAAGGUGGUAAACCCGACUCAGAGCGACGACCCUGUGAACAUGAAACAGUCUGCCGACGUGAAUGGCAGCGAGGAGUCACAAUCAAAAAGCGGUCUCGGAUCCCCAAAAAACUCGCCGAAUGCACAGUCCUCCAGCACAGAUUUUGUAACAUCCUCUGAGCAACCAGCUAAAGCUGUCAGAGUCCCACCUGCUGUGAAAGCCGAGAAUGUGGAGGUAGAGCUGGGUCAUUUAAAUCCUAUCUCAGAGUCAAAUAGUCCGAAAUCUUUACAGUGCAAUGCCAACACCACAGUUAAAGCUCAGGGUCCAAACAGGGCCUUCAGGCGCAAGAGAGGCGGCAAGAGGAGGAGGAGAAUACGGAGUGUUUUGUUACAGAGAGAGCAGCUUGUAGAGGCUCAUAAAAGCAGCGAUGACGCGCAACAAAAUACAGACUAUGGUGACGAGUGUAAGGAAGCCGGCUCUAAGGUCAGCUACAUAAAAAAGGGGGCGAAAACUCUUUUAAAAUGUGGUUACUGUAGUCAGACCUUUAAAUUUCUCUCUCAGUUCAUCAUACACCAACGCAUUCAUACAGGAGAACGGCCUUUCAAAUGCCCCGAAUGUGACAAAGGUUUCAGCAAAAAUUCGAACUUAAAUCUUCAUCUCAAGACGCACAAAAAGAGCAACAUAUAUCAAAAAUGUCCAUUUUGCAAGAUCAAAUUCUCCUGCUCUGAGUAUUCCUCCCAUAUGAAGAUGCACGCACGAAUGCUGGACCAGGACUCCGAGAACAACAAAUCUGAGAAACACAGCCGAGGGGAAGACCACGAAAACGGCGAGGGGCUUCGUAGACCCGUUCCACAAGAAAAGAGGGAACAAAAAGUGUGCCAGUACUGCGGUAAAACGUUCCCGUUUCAGUCGGCACUCAUAAGACACGUGCGUGUCCACACGGGAGAGAAGCCUUAUAAAUGUGAUAUAUGUGGCAAAGCUUUCGGUCAGGCCUAUUUCCUCCGUGUCCACGAGCUCACACACUGGUCCGUGAAGCGGUACAACUGCACACGCUGCGAGAAAGCAUUCACUCAUUAUAGCAACGCAAAAAAUCACUCCUGUAGACCUCCAGCAAGCAGUGACGAUUCGCAAGAAAACAGGCGCGCAAAGCCUGGACUAACGUACACGUGCCACAUCUGCAAGAAUGUUUUUGACCAUCUGCAGGAGUUCAACGGCCACAUGAGAGCCCACACCGGCGCCAAGCUUUAUCGCUGCUUGUAUUGUGACAAGCUGUUUGGUGUGCUGUCUGAAUUUAGUGCCCAUCGCAGUCAGUGCAGAGGAGAGAGAAACGCCUCCAGCUCUGCGAUGAAGGAGGAAGAGACGAUGUCAUUGAUACAGUACACGGUGCCUGCGCUCCGGUGUUCACCGGGACGCAAUUCAGCCUCCUCCCUCACAGGUGCAAACCGUGAAACACAGAAGAUGACGUCACGGAUCAGUGCCAAGAAACGCUUGGCUAACUUAAAGAAACCAUUCCAGUCGACGGUCGUACCGGCUCACCAUCUCUCGCACCUCGUGUCAAAGUUGAACAAACUAGAUAACCGCUCGGACCCCAAGAAAUAUUUGUGUCCGAGCUGCGGGCGACUGUUCAGACACAUGGGCCGACUCCGAGCCCACAUGCUCACCCACGCCUCGGGUCAAAGUUACACGUGUUCCUGUUGCGGCAAGACUCUGGAAAACUGGAAGAAACUGUGGCGUCAUCAGAGAAUCCAUCGACAGAGACGCGGGCGCUUCACUUGUCCUCAGUGCGGGCAAGGGUUUCGGUUUGUGCAUUCGUAUGAAAAACACAUGAGCGAGCACCCGGAGUUCCAGUGGAUUCAGGUCAGGCCCAAGAAGGUGUUUCUGCCUUAUCAGUGCGAGCAGUGCAGGUGCAGCUUUAAUACUCUAGAUCUGCUGUUCAGUCACCAGCUUUGCCAUUCCUCAACGCACAAGGUCUCCGAUUUCGAUUUAUCCAUAGACGAUCAUACACAGUCCAACAAGAAAAUGUUUUUCCCUCCCGCAAAUAACCACAUGGCUGCAUUACAUCCAGAUCCUGAGGAAAACUACAACUGUCCUCUGGGCCCCUUAUCCAAAUGUCCAGACCUAGCGAUGCAAGAGUCGCCUCGAGCUCCCACGAUUCCCUUUGUCAAAAGUAAAGGUCUUGAUUUGUGUAAAGCUCCUCAGCGUCCCAGCAGCACACGUUCGGUCCAAGAUAGAGGAACCGGUCGUGACGGAAUAGAUGAAAACGCACUUGGAAAACCAAUUCAUCCUUUGAGAACUGUGAAAAGACACGUUAGCCGAAAUGACGGCGUAUCAAAUGAGGCGUCGGCAGACGGCGUUAAGUGUGCCGUGUGUGGCGAUGCAUAUCCCGUCAUCUCCGACCUUUAUCACCAUUAUUUGCAGCAUGCUAGAGGCCAGUUGUAAAGACCUAAAUGCAGAUACGUUACUACCCCUUCUGUGUUCAUCAAGUUUAACACAGAGGACCCUGUAGUCCUGGAAUAAGAACUGUGCAACCACUGUCAGUUUACACCUGGUGAGGUUAUGGGAAAUGAAAUGCAUCAGAACAUAUGUGGAAGAUUUGUUUACAAUCGUGUAUUCGACCUGUCAUGCCUGACCGUUUUUGAAUAUAUACACACGUGAAUGUACAAAAUGAUAGGGACACUUUCUGUUUUCAUGUCGUUCAUCAAGCAGCCUCAGGUAGAAGCCACGAACCUGUCGUUAGUUUCUGUAAUUACAUUUCUGUCCAUCAAAAAAAACAAACUAGAGAUGCAGAACGUGUCAAAAAAAGAUGCUCCAAAUAUUUUGUACAUUCAGUGCAUUAGAGCCAGCUAGAGUCAGCCCUGGGAUAAUAUCAGCUUCAACAAAAUCAGCAUUUGGAAACAGAAACUGUGCUGUUUAUUAAUGGCUUAUUAUGGAAAAUAAGUUUGUUUAAAACUGUAAUAACCACUGAAACAUGUGGAGCCUUCAUUUUUCCUCCUGGUAUCUUUAUUUUAUAACUGCACUGAUCAGAGCGGCAGACGUCACACUGAGUUAAUUUAUUCGCCCUUAUUGCUGUGAAAGUUUUGUUUUGCAGACCUGACAAAGACCUUGUUUCCUCUAUAUGUUAUAACACGCCGUGUAGCUGUAUAGUUCUACAGAUUACAAACACCUCUUAAAACAUGCAUUGGCUUCAUGACCAAUGUGAAUUUAAUUUCAAAUGUGUGCAUUUCAAAUCAUGCAGGUCUCGUCUUCCGCAAGUGAACUGUUAAUCAUGAUGUUUCAGAGGAAGUGAUGUGUACUCAUUUCAAAUUCGUUUUGUUCUGGUCUCCAACAAGGACAUGCAUCAGCAUUUUGUAUUUACAUUCAAAGUAAGUAUCGGCUUGACUUGUGCACAUGUUUGUCAAAGACUUUGCUCUUUUGUGGACUUUGUAAUAUAAUGGCUGAAAUAAGUGAUGUUACAUUUCUCUUGAAAAUACACUAACAAAUACACACUCCACACCUGAAAUACAAAGUGCAACGUUGAACACCCACACUUUCUCACUGCCUUUGAAAAAUACUGUUUCAUGCUUCAGCAUCAGCCUUGAUUUUGUUAAGUUUGUCUUAAUACCAAUAAAGGCCAUUUUUGUAU
Anarrhichthys ocellatus (wolf-eel) is the source of this 5690-nucleotide messenger RNA. RefSeq names its product zinc finger protein 629. The record is from RefSeq and is a predicted model, not a curated record. Gene Ontology annotation, biological process: regulation of DNA-templated transcription. The transcript is spliced from 3 exons. Bases 935 to 4507 code for a protein of 1190 amino acids. Gene Ontology annotation, molecular function: DNA-binding transcription factor activity, RNA polymerase II-specific; RNA polymerase II cis-regulatory region sequence-specific DNA binding. NCBI's taxonomy places the organism in Eukaryota, Metazoa, Chordata, Actinopteri, Perciformes, Anarhichadidae.